Messenger RNA from Mycotypha africana, 479 nucleotides. RefSeq lists its product as uncharacterized. The record is from RefSeq and is a predicted model, not a curated record. The coding region runs from base 139 to 405 and encodes 88 amino acids. The transcript is spliced from 3 exons. NCBI's taxonomy places the organism in Eukaryota, Fungi, Mucoromycota, Mucoromycetes, Mucorales, Mycotyphaceae.
AACCUGUAUUUAAUAUAUACUUAAACAGCUGAUAUCAUCUAUACUUGGUAAUUAUCCCAUUUUCAUCUUUCUUCUAUGAUGAAUGAUUCUGAAAGAAUAGAAGGUUUUUCAGACUAACUAUCAGCGCAUCUGUUACGAAUGGCCGAAGUCACGGUAGUUCAGCUGUGGCUCUUCAUAGUACUUAUAGCAUCUAUCUUUCUAUCUGGACUUUGCUGGUGUUUUUGUUGUGGGACAUGCGUGGGCAGAAGUCUUUUAAGGAAUACAGGUUUUUUUCGUUUUGCAAGAGACGGAGCAGACAAUAGUCAAAGUCAUCAUCUCUCGCGAAUCGCUCCUCGUCACGAAGAGUUGUGGCCGUUGAAUACUUGGGAAGAGGAAUCGGAAGAGUCAAAUGUAGAAAACGUAUAAUGAGUACCUCAAAUAUCAACUUAAAGAUCCAAUAAAUACAAAAACAACGAACGAUAGGCAUCAAGAGACAAGUU